This is a messenger RNA of Sinocyclocheilus rhinocerous, 5578 nucleotides long. Its product is annotated as structure-specific endonuclease subunit SLX4-like. Gene Ontology annotation, molecular function: protein binding. Lineage: Eukaryota; Metazoa; Chordata; Actinopteri; Cypriniformes; Cyprinidae. The transcript has 13 exons. Gene Ontology annotation, cellular component: Slx1-Slx4 complex; nucleus. The record is from RefSeq and is a predicted model, not a curated record. Gene Ontology annotation, biological process: DNA replication; resolution of meiotic recombination intermediates; DNA repair. The coding region runs from base 314 to 5461 and encodes 1715 amino acids.
CAUCUGUUUUAAAAAACAUACAAUGAAGUGCGUCUUGCCAACGGUCUGUAUUCAAGUUGUUAUGAAAUAAAUCGCAAUUAAAGUACGUUAACCGAUAUAAUAUGUUUCAAUAAUGGCAGAGUGAAAUGUAAACAAAGGUAAAUUUGAUGUAUGUCUUUACAUGCAACUCUUCCAUGGUAUUUAUCAAAUGCGUAUGAACAGAUAAGCUUUUUAUCCACAAUAUAAAAAAUUCAAAUGACGUUAAAUGAUCCAUAAAUAUGGAUCCACAUAACAGCUGUCACAUGUGACACAUCAUGUGUGUGUUCGGCUCAUCAUGAACGACUCGGACCAGGACUUCACCGACAUCUGCUCUCGUCUCCUCAAAAGAGUGAGGAAGAAAGGAGCAGGAGGAUCUGGAGAUGAAAAGAGAUCAGCAGUCAAGGAUGAGGAGCCAUCCUCCUCCUCUUCCGAAAGAAACCCCCCAAAGAGGAGAAAGAAGACUAAGGAUGCUACUAAGAGUCAGAUCAACGGCAGGACUCGGGCUGUAGAGUCUGGUGAUGUUUCCCAGCGCGUUCCUGAAGUGUCUGGCAGAGGGAAAGUCAAAGAUGCAGUGAUCCAGAGAAUGCAGCGGUUUAAGAGAGCCAGUCCAGAGAGACUCUUGCAUGCAGAGACCAACCAGCCCACAACCACAGAGUCUGAUGGAAACCAUCCCACCACUAUCGGGAUCCAGCAGACAGAAGAUGCGAGUGGCGAUGAAGCCCUGGCUCUUCAGCUUCAGCAGGAGUUGGAUUGUGAGGCUCGGGCCGCUGGAGACGUGGAAGAUGAAGGGUUGUUCUUCUGCCAGCUCUGUCAGAAAGAUCUGUCAGCCAUGAGCCCCCCGCUGCGCACUCAGCACAUCAACAGAUGUUUAGAUGCAAGCGAGAGCAGCGCUCCUUCAGCAUCCCAUCAUUCACACCGUAGACCACGGGUCCCAGAGUGUCCCAUUUGUGGAAAGAGUUUUAAAUCAGAAAAAAGCCGAUCUGUCCACUUAAAGCGUUGCUCAACUAAUUUGGGUGUGAAACCAAAUGAUCUUCUCCAGGCUCUGAGGAGACAGGCUGCUGAGAGAGCGAGCGACAACACCACCGACCAAUCACAGCUACUAGGUAGUGGUACGACAACUCGGAGGGAUGGCAUGCCUUUAAAAAAGAGAACCAGGAGGAAAGCCCAGAAGCUGGACGAGGACACCAUGGUGGCGCUGGCUCUGUCUCGCUCUAUACUCGAGCGGGAAAUGGAAAAGGAGCGAGAGCUGGAGGAGAGGGAGAUACUGGCUCAGCUCUCCAGUCCUCCUGCCUUACAGUGGAAGCCUGGUGCAGGUAAGGGCCGCGGGAAGAGAAAGAAGGGAGUGUCUCCUGUCCACCCACCACUUCUCCUCAUUCAGGACCCUCAGACGGCACUGAACCGUCUACAGGAGCGGGUUUCAUCUCUCCUGCUUCGUUCCAGAUCCCCCUAUCCGCCAACACCAACCCUAUCCCCCUCCGCCCUUCCUCUUCAUCCUCACGCCCCCCUCUGGGACAAAAGUGCUCUUCACGGAGGAGGACCAGAUUCAGUUUCAGAGUUCUACACCUCUGAACUAAGCAACUUCAUACAGCCAUGGGUUGCACCGGAGAGGGAAAAGGGCAAAUCUCUUGAAUUAACUCCAAACAAGAAACCUCAAGCUGUGACCUUAGAGGCUGAUUCAGUCCAGGAAAAGCUUUCAGAUCAGAGCCCAGCAAAACACCAAACUACCCGACCUCUCACCCCCUGUUCGGGUACACCAGGUUCCCAGGCUCUGCAGGACCUGAUUGAGCUUGCAGAGGAAGGCAUGACCCUCACCCAGUAUGGAUACACAAUGUAUACAGCCGCAGGGGACAAGUCAGUUAGCGAUAAUGCUGUGAAUGAACUUCCCUCAAGUGGAUUUGUUCCAGAGACAAAUGACAACAAGUCGCCUAAGAAAACCUCAGUGUACGUUUCAAAGCUAGCAUCAGAUCUGAGCAGCAUGCUGAACAGCCCUCAACUCAGUGAUGUGCAGUUACAGGUGGACAGUGGGGAUGUUUUCUUCACGCACUCGUUUAUGCUGUACACACGAUGCCCCCUGCUGGCCAACAUGGUUCAUGACUCAGGUUUUGGCGUUCAGGAGGAGGGUAUGCCUGUCGCUCAGAGGGUGUUGUUGGGUAAUGUGCUUGGGGAGGCAGUACUGGCCCUCCUGCAGUAUCUUUACACAGCCCACUGUCCUCUAACACACACUCUGCUACCCCACAUACAGGAGCUUGCCGAUAGAUUUGGUUUGGUUGAGCUGCAGCAGCAGUGUGAGGAAUAUUCUGGAAGUGUAGAGGAAAACCCAAGAGAGGAAUCUGAAGGCAUGUUUCCAGCACCUGAGCCUCAUCUCAGGGACCAAGAAGACCAGAACUUGGCAGAAAGCAACUUCUUGGAGCUCCUCCAAUCAAUGUGGCAGCAUGGGGACAGCGAAGAAGAGGAUGACUUUAAAGAAACUGCCGGAGAGGAAAGAGACAUGGAAGAGGAGCGAGAGGGAGGACAUGGAGAGAAAGAGGACCGGGUGGAUGAGGAAGAGCUUGAUGAGAUCUAUGAGUUUGCAGCGACACAAAGGAAGAUAGAGACGGUGUUGGAGACUGCGACCGAGGAAGAGGAGGGAGAUGCAAAUACAUUCCUCGGAAAUGAGAAGAAGGAGAAAAAUGAGACAGAAUCCCUUUUAGAGAAAUCUGCCGGCAGUUGCUAUAGUAACAAACAAGGCGCUGAUGGGACGGAGGCUGCCAUGGUAACAAGUCCAACAGAAACCCUUAAAAACCCCAAUUCAGAGACUGAGAGAGCUUGUUUGAUUCCAGAAUUAGAUGAAAACAGAGACUCAGAUGCCAGUCUAGACAAGAGUUAUGACGGUUUAUUCUCCCAGUCUGUAGGGGAAUACAUGGAACCGUCACAGACGCAAGCGUCCUGCUCUCAGCAACAAUGUUACAAGCCAUCAAGCACACUACAGCAAAACACACCCGCCCCAUUUCGCCCUUCAUGUGUCAGUGAGGUGACUGACCUGUCUAUAAGCCCUCCACCAAGCUCAGGUGUGUCAGGUGAGACUUCCUUCCCCAUGCCUGGAGUGUCUCCUGUUCUACAUGAGGGUGAAUAUACAGGUACGUCUCCACUAAGAAAAGACAGUUCAGGAUGCCAGGGAAUUGAAAACCCUCCUUCCCCUCCAGAAUCUCAAAGCAAGCAGGUUGAGCUCAUUGUUCUCUCAGAUUCCGGUGAUGAAAUGUAUGUAGAUAAUGGUGACCAAAAUGCUGCUACCACUAAACGUGCUUUGACUCCUCCGUCUCCUUGUGAAUCUCCCUUAGAACCUCCUCAGAGGUCCACAAGCUAUGCUUGUAAAGUCACAGAGAACAGUUUCAAAGAAUCUGGAUCCCAAGGCCAUGCCGGCAAACAGGUAGAUGUUUCCAAGCAGAUAGAUACUGAUAUAGAAGCAACGUCUGACCGAUCAGAGCACUGUAGCCCCGGGGUUGAGAAUGAAAGUGUGUUUGAUGGCUCUGCCGAGGUUUCCUGGCUGAUUCCAGCCACUCCGGUACCAUCCACACACUGUAGCUCUGCCCAGACCUGCAUCAGCAUGCGCCGAACCCAGCUCUUCCCCAAGUCAUCGUCCUCUUCUUCCUCUUCCUCUGUCUCGGAGGGUUUAAAAUCUGCUAGCUCUGCUUCUUCAAGCAGCAGCUGCCUAAAAGAGAAACCAGCAACAUUGUCCACAUUGCACAAAUCAUAUCAGAGUCCCUCUAAAGAAUGUCAUAGCAUUGAAACAGAUCGUUCUCCAGGCUACCAGAGACCACUUCACCAUCUAAGACUGUCUCAGGUUUCUUCUACAGGUGUUUCUGAUGGCUCCCACAUUGGCAUCAUCAUGGGACAUCCAACACAGGGUGUCCCCAAGCCCUCCAGUAGCACUCCUCUCCAUUCAGACUCUUCCUUACAACAUCAGAUCCCAUUUUGCUCCCCUAUGGUUGACGACCGUAAGGUUCAGCUUAGGAAUUGUAGAGGUAAUUCUAGAUCCUUCGGUAGGCAGGGGAAAGUUGACCUAGUGUCUCUACAACUGAGUUCUCCUAGUAAAACGCCUGAGAAGCAGCAGAGUAGCUCUCUUCAGCAGGGAUGCUCCAGUCCGUCCCCGAACUCUCCAAGAUACAUUCAUCCAGAAAGUUUGAGAGAGAGUGAGAACGAUGGGAUAGAACGAAUGGAAUUGGGAGAGAAUCCAAAUCAAAGUGUUGAAGAAUUGCGGGAUAUUGCGGGAAACUCCUCCUGUGACAUGGAUGAGACUGGAAGAGGAGUGAGAGAAGAGAAUCCAAAUCAAAGUGUUGACGAAGUGGUUGAUAUUGCAGGAAACUCAUUUUGUGUCAUGGAUGAGCCUCCUAUAGCGUUUGAUGACUCCUGCGGUUUGGAUGGAGGGGUUGGAAGCCAGAAGCCCUGCUUUAGUCUAAGACUUGACAGCAGUGGAGGUACAGUCAGUCCACCAGGUCUCGAGGGUAAGGGACCAACGUCCACGUCUCCUCUUGCAACUGGAGCUUGUAACAAAAUUCCUGAUCAAAGUCCAGGUCCAUUUAAUCACAGCCUACCUGACCCUGACAUGUGGGAUGAUUGGGAGGAAGAGGAGGUUGCUCCCCUUCCUCUUUCUCAGAGAUUGACAGCUCCCUCUGCCAAGAGAGUUGCUGAACUAAAGACUCCAGUUGCUUGCAGAAAGAGGAAUAAAGGACCGCUGGUGCCCAUCACUCCCAUGCCAGGCUUCUCUGAUAUGGACACACCAGAGCUCAAAAACAGACUCAACAGGUUCGGUGUGCGUCCGCUGCCCAAGAAGCAGAUGGUUCUGAAGCUGAAAGAGAUCCAUCAAUACACCCACCAGCUGCAGAGCUCAGAGUCUGAGGAGGAGACCUCUGGACCCCAACGCCACCCGAAUGCCUCCAACUUCCAGUCUGCUCCGCUCUGCUUUAAGCAGCCUACAGCGCCCCCUGCUGUCUCACCUGUGAAACUGCCGCCAAGUGAAGAAGAUGAGCUUUUAUCAGCCUCUCAAAACUCGAAUACAUCCUCCACUGCAGAGUCCGAGAGGUCGAACCCAGAGCUGUGUGUGUCAGAAGAUGACGACUCGGACAGCGAGGGCAUCACGGCGUCUCAGGCUGUUGUGCGCGAGAAGGACAAACUCCUCGCAGUUCGUCAGUUCAUCCUAUCCGACCCCAAGCUGUACACCCGAGUGCUGCAGUAUCAGCCUCUCUCCCUGGCGGAGCUGCGGUCCAGCUUGAAAGCGGCGGGCAUCAGGUUAGGUGCUGCUAAACUACUAGACUUCCUGGACUCUCAGUGCAUUACCUUCAGUACGGCCAAACAAGGCCAGAAUGCAUCUUCCCGCAGGAAACGACGUGUGAAAACGACAACCAGCGGUGGUGCAGCCGGAAGAGGGAGGAAAAAAGCAGCUAAGCCCAGUGGAGGAAUUGCAUGAGGGCUGCAAUAAAAUUAUGUGGUAAAACUACACGAUUUUAAGAAUAAGUUGUUAAAGGACAAUAAUGGUCUUCAUCUUUUCAACUAAACUGUUUCUGAUAAACACGUCUGAUACACA